AUGCUGCUUAAGAUCGUACUCAUCUUUGCAAUUGCUGCUAAAGGUUCUGCCUACUGUAUAGAUGGGCGGCCAAAAGACGUAUGUUUCUUAGAUCCAAAAGAAGGCCGAGGCAGAGGAUAUUUCAAAGAAUGGUAUUACGAUACUAAAGUCGGAAAAUGCUCCCAGUUUGUGUUUGGAGAUGCUGUUGGGAGUUCUGAUGAAAAUAGAUUCAAGUCGGAAUCUGAGUGCAAUGCACUGUGCAGAAGUGAAGUGCCGGGUUUUUGUUUCGAAGGGGUCAAGCCUAGCACCGAGACGCAUAACUCCAAAAAGUGGACUUACAAAUCGUCCAGCGGACAAUGUGUCCAAACUCAGUGGAAUGGUGGCGUUAACGGCAGCAUAAAUAUAUUCAAUUCACGUCAUGAUUGUGAAGAAAAGUGUAAAAUACCAGAUCUCGGUCCUUGCGGAAAAAGUGUUACGACAAAGCAUUACUGCAAACAAACCGACGACCAAUAUUAUCUUUAUGAUACCAAGACAGAUUCAUGUCGAGUAAUGGAACCGCAUGAGUGCCCACAUGGACAAGGGAACAUAUUUACAUCUUUUUUUCGAUGCAACCAGCGAUGUGGAAGAUUUAUAAAGGACAAAUGUAAAAUGCCGAUACAGAAUAUGACUACCUGCGUUACUUUAGAGCCUCGAUUUGGAUACAAUAAAGAUACAAAAAUGUGUGAAGAGUUUUUAGGGUGUGACGACGGUGGAAACAGUUUUCCCAAGGCAAAACAAUGCUGGGAAACAUGCACGAAAAAUCCACCAAGCCGUUGUGCGUUAAGUCCCGACGUUACCCCUUGGUCUGGAGCAUUCAGACGAUAUUAUUAUGACAGUAAUGCAAACAGAUGUUUCCCUAAAAGUCAAUUUGGUCACUACGUUUCCGGAAAAUCAAAUAUAUUUCGCACCUGGGAAGAAUGUAAGAAGGCUUGCAUCGCAUAUCAUGAACCUGGAAAGGAAUAUUAA
Ixodes scapularis (black-legged tick) is the source of this 984-nucleotide messenger RNA. RefSeq names its product papilin-like. The coding region runs from base 1 to 984 and encodes 327 amino acids. NCBI's taxonomy places the organism in Eukaryota, Metazoa, Arthropoda, Arachnida, Ixodida, Ixodidae. The transcript has 7 exons. Gene Ontology annotation, molecular function: serine-type endopeptidase inhibitor activity. The record is from RefSeq and is a predicted model, not a curated record.